Molecule: messenger RNA, 903 nt
Organism: Arctia plantaginis
Lineage: Eukaryota; Metazoa; Arthropoda; Insecta; Lepidoptera; Erebidae
Source: the annotation of a GenBank genome assembly
AUGAUAUCACGUGAGUGCAUUGUUACGGAGAACACAUUUUACGCUAAAACUAUGCCGUGGGUGCGACCAGAAAACGUUCCCAUUGGACAAGUAUGGAGUCGGUUUAAAGGACGAGAACGCAAUGGAGAACCCGCUAAAAACUUUCAGAUACGGGAUAUGGAUGAAAAGUGGAAGAAGCCGUGCUUAGAUAUGAUGCAGGAGACGUUCUUGAGAGAUGAACCUCUUUGUAUUGCAUUAGGCAUAGACAAGGAUCCUGAGUCAAUAGAAACAAUCAGAGCCAACUGGGAGGGUUAUGUGUUGCAGAAUAUGAGCUUGGCUUGCUUUACGGAGGUAGACGGUGAGCCUGACGAACUGGUAGGGUUCAAUAUCACCAUUGUCAAGACUCGGGACGACGAGGAAGGUGAUUUUGACAAGAUCAAAGGUGAAUCGUGGAAGAAGUUACUCCGAACCCUGAUCGUCGCUGAAGAAUUAGUGGACUUAUUCGAUCAUUACGGAGUCGACAGCUUCCUGACAUCCAGCGGUCUGACAGUGCUCCCCAAGUUUAGGGGGCAGAAUAUAGGAGCUCGCUUAUUUGAAGCUAGAAAACCAUUAUGCGCAGCUGUGGGAAUUAAAGCUACUGCCACAGUGUUCACUGCUGUUACCUCACAAGUUCUAGCAGCUAAAUGUGGCUACGACCUUCUAGCAGAAUUAAAUUAUACCGAAAUGAUGAAAAAACCAUUAUGCGCAGCUGUGGGAAUUAAAGCUACUGCCACAGUGUUCACUGCUGUUACCUCACAAGUUCUAGCAGCUAAAUGUGGCUACGACCUUCUAGCAGAAUUAAAUUAUACCGAAAUGAUGAAGUAUGGGAUAGACCUUGGCUCCUGUGAUACUCCUAGUGUAAAGCUGAUGGGAAAAAAAUUUUGA